Haemonchus placei is the source of this 390-nucleotide messenger RNA. The record is from the annotation of a GenBank genome assembly. NCBI's taxonomy places the organism in Eukaryota, Metazoa, Nematoda, Chromadorea, Rhabditida, Trichostrongylidae.
AUGUAUGAAUUUAUGGGCGGAAGCGCCUAUGGCCAAAGAGACAAUUUUCAAAAUCUGAUCCGUCGAGGCAUCCGGAUGUGGGAAGAAGCAACAUGUCUACGUUUUCGAGAGAACAUGGCGUCUCGUGAUGCUAUACGGUACGUCUUGGAGAAAGGUGACAGCUGUUUCACUGAAUAUAUUGGUCGAAACGGUGGCCAUCAGGAUAUCAUUAUCGGGAGCGAGUGCGCAGAGUUAAAUUUAAUUGCUGAUAAUAUUAUGGGUUACCUAUGUGAAUCUACUCGAGCUCCUAACACCAUCAGGAUGAGGGCAACACCGAAUGGGCGUAUUCUCACAGUUUCCGCAUUAACACUGGAUGACACCAAGAAAUACUCGUGGAUGAACUCUUCAUGA